This is a messenger RNA of Puccinia graminis f. sp. tritici CRL 75-36-700-3, 3942 nucleotides long. RefSeq lists its product as uncharacterized. Gene Ontology annotation, molecular function: ubiquitin binding. Bases 1 to 3942 code for a protein of 1313 amino acids. The record is from RefSeq and is a predicted model, not a curated record. Gene Ontology annotation, biological process: double-strand break repair via homologous recombination; protein deubiquitination. Lineage: Eukaryota; Fungi; Basidiomycota; Pucciniomycetes; Pucciniales; Pucciniaceae. The transcript has 7 exons.
AUGAGCACAGCCAUCCCCACACCCACCAAUCCGAUCGAGAGCAGUCCAACCGGCGCUACUACUACUAAGCCAAUCAGUCAGCCAGCCGAUCACCAGCAUCCCACCCACUCCCUCGGCAUCAACUCACUCCUCAUCGAUCUCACCACGCCCAUCAAGCACCACGACCAUCCGAAUGGGAUCCUCUACUCGGCCGGGAAGGAUGGGCUGAUUGCCGCCUGGGAACUCAACCUGCCCACCAGGAGCACUGCCAAGAAGCCCAGCGGACACCACCCCCGAUUUCAGGUCGACCAGCCCAAGCUAGCCAAUCACCUCCCUCCGACCACCUUCCGACAGUGUAUCCAGUCUCACACUGACUGGAUCAACGACAUCAUCCUCUGUAACCAUAAUCAAACCCUCAUCUCAGCCUCAUCCGAUCGGACCGUCAAGGCCUGGUCUCCUCACUCCCCUCAGAACGCACUCUGUCCAACGACCAUCGGAACCCACGACGACUACGUCAAAUGUCUGGCCCACAGCCCAUCCUCCGCCUGGGUGGCCAGCGCAGGCCUCGACCGAAGGAUCCUGCUAUGGGACACCGCCGAAUCCAGACCCAAUCCACUCGUCAGAUUCUCAGAGAAUACCGUCGGCACGUCAAUCUACUCCCUAGCCGCCACCCCAACCGGCCAACUUCUUGCUGCUGGCUCCCCCGCACAGGCUAUCGGACUCUACGACCCUCGACUAUGCUCUCAGGUGGCCAGGCUAGUAGGCCACACAGAUAAUGUCCGAUCGAUCCUCCUCUCCGACGAUGGCAGUCGUCUGCUCUCGGCCUCGAGCGAUGCGACCGUCAAGAUGUGGGACGUGCGCAUCCAACGCUGUCUUCACACCUUCUCCCACCAUUCAACCUCUGUCUGGGCCCUCCACAGCCAACAUCCUAGGCUUCAAUUGUUUCAUUCGGGCGAUCGCGCUGGUUGGCUUUGCAAGGUCGAUCUCGAAGGGUCUGAGGAUUUCCGCGAGGGUGAAUGUGUCGUGCUCGGUCAAGCUGGUCGUCAUGAUCAGGAGAACCCAGAUCCAUUCAACAGCUCUAAAGCCAACCAAGCCAUCACCAAGAUCGUCGGACUGGAUAACGCAUUCGUCUGGACGGCGACCGGUAGCUCAACCAUCGAACGUUGGAGGGAUAUCCCAACUCGCGCCCAACGCCGCCAGCUGCUGGCUGGUUCCACACAUCAUCCAUCAUCGCUCGAUCCGUCUCAUUCUCCUCCAACUUCCCACAUUUCAGAUUCUCAUCCUCAAUCUCAGUCAAAAGUCUCCCCCGCUCCACCAACAGAUCAUCUACCCCCACUUCCUCUACGUUCUCCUCAAUCCGUCUCCUUCAAUCUUGAGCUGUCUCCUUCAACCCUCAUCACUACCACUCAUCCACCGAGCUCCUCUUCCUCUCUUUCUCCAGACCUACCGCGAUCCUCACCAGCUUCGAUCAUUCAGCAAAGUCCCAAUCGUCCUUCUGAUACUCGCCUGCCCAGUCAGGCCCAACCCAACGAACUCGAUGGGAUUCCGCUCGAAGCCUUGGUUCCUCUGUUCUCACAGUUCGACCAUCUGCUUCACAAUUCCGAAUAUCUGGAUCCCGAAUCAACUACCAUCCAUUCCCCCGACUUGGCCGUGUCUGAUUCUGGCAUUCACAGAGGAUUAAACUAUUACACCCACUCAACCUCUUCCUCCUCAAGUCUACGAUCACCAAGCUAUCCCGGUCUUGAGCCUAUCAAGAUCCUUUCACCCUUGACCUUGGAACCUAAAGUUGACAAUCUACACACUCCAACGGUCAUCAAUCCUCAUCCGCACACACCCAUCACCGCACCUUCUGCUUGGAGACUCUACACAACGAGGGACUCAGCCGCUGAAGCAAUCCCAUUACGAGACUCGGCUGAUGACCUUAUCCUGGGUUGCUCCGGUUUAAUCAAGAGUGAAUUACUCAAUGAUUGUAGGCAUGCUAUCACGAUUGAUACCAUUGGUAGAAUAGCUCUUUGGGAUAUCAUCGGCUGUACUUGUAGAGGAAUCUUCGACCCUGACGAGUUGGAACGAGAGCUUGAUCACGCUUCUUCCAUUGGGUCUUCCGGAUCCUCGGCCAACUUUGCUCCUAGUGAACUGUUGAAGUUGGUUAAGGAACGGAUCGAGGGACAAGCGUCAAUUGGAAACUGGUGCACGGUUGAGACCCAAACUGGUCUACUGACUGUCCAUCUCGAUGAAAGUAGAUGCUUCGAUGGUGAGGUCUACGCUGAUGAAGCAGGGUUAAGUGAGGAAGUGUUAGGUCAGAUGAAGGAAGACCAUCGUCUCUCCUUGGGAAAAUGGGCACUAAGAAACUUAUUCGAAGGCUUUGUCAACCAUCAAGCCCAACUUCGGCUCCGAAGUAAAUCUCCUGCCACUGACUCCACCCCACCGACAAGUGCAAUCCAAGCUCGAGGUGAAGUAGAAUUGGAUGAGCAGAAAACCUCUGAACAAAAGUCGAUAGUCUUCCCUUCGCACCAUUUCCCAGGGAAGCCGUUUGUUCCUCGCACGCCGGGAAUGACCAUCGCCCUCGCCACACCAGCUCUGACACCGGCCAUUCUGCCGGAUCUUAAAGCCAUAAUAGUGUCAAAUGGCACGCCGAAGAACAAUCCACAGGGCUGGGAUUCAGUCUCUCAUUCAUCCGAUUAUUUCUCUCUUCCACGCUUAGUCGAGGCAGAUGAAGAACAGCUAGGCAAGGGAGCGCUCACACCUGGUGGGCUUGAUUCCAAUACAGACGCAAGUAGCUCAUACAGCUCAUCACUCAAUCCACCUCCUUCGAGACGGGCAUCUCCUGCGCCGGCCAGCAACGACGGCCUUUCACGCGAUGACAAGGCGCCAUUGACAGAUAGUCCUGCGGCCAGUUGGACUUCAACUACGACCAGCUCUAGUGCAGUCCAACCUAAUUCCGCCAACAUCUUCAGCCGCUUCAGGUCAUUAGGUCGUGGCCAGAAACGGCGGAGUAGUCAAGAUCCCACUGCCCCACCGGUAAUCUCGAAUCCGAUUCCAUACCGAGAAGACGGGGACCGAGCCGAACAAGAUGGACAACGGCAGCUCCUGAUGGAAAAAAUCAAAGCACAACAAGCCCAGAUGGUCCAAGGGAUUCUCAGCCAGCCGUUUGAGCCAUGUGGAAUACUGGAUGCACCCAAGUUGACUCUACCACCAGAAACAACGAUCUUGAUCUCGGAGCAAGAACCAGGAUCCGGUACCUGGGAGGUCUCAUAUCGUGGGCUGGUUGCAACGACCGGUUUGGAUUCGGAGAUCUUGAUGGACGUCUUGCCGGGUUGGUUGUUAAAUUUCUUACUCGGGAAUCGCGUCUCGACCAGAGAAGGUAGUUCUGCUGUCAAGGUCACAUUUGUGUUACAGCCUGAAGGCGGAAGUGAAGCUGCUGGACUACCCGAGCUACCGAAUGGGAAUGCCCGAUUGACAGCAUCCCGAGUCUUGCGAAUGAAGAAGGUCGCAGCCUAUGUUUCUCAAAAGCUAGAGUCCAGUCCCCCGAAAGUUGAUGCGCAUCAUCCACCAUCCUCCUCCCCCUCAUCAUCAUCAUCGAAGCCGAAGAGUGAGGUAGCUACCCAGCACAAGAACCAUAAGUCGAAUUCCAAGUCGGUCGGCUCAGCGGUAUCUGCCAGCAGUUCAACAACGACCACCAGCAAUACACAUCCUCAUCCUCAUCAUCCUCACCAUCAUCAUCGACAUCAUAAAGGAGAAGCUCGUCACUCCCACUCUAAAAAUGAUGAACUUACACCCACUUCUUCUCCUUCGACACAUCCUCAAUAUCCUUUUCCCAUCGAUGAAAAUCAGAUCGUCUUAUCUUGUAAUGGUCAAAUCCUUCCACGUCCACUCACUCUUGGCGUCGUCAGGCAGUGGAUCUGGGCCAAACCUGGUGACGUCAUUAUCCAUUACAGACGCGACAAGCUUGGUUCUCCAAGUUGA